Salvelinus fontinalis (brook trout) is the source of this 4063-nucleotide messenger RNA. Its product is annotated as noelin-like. The record is from RefSeq and is a predicted model, not a curated record. Bases 406 to 1782 code for a protein of 458 amino acids. The transcript has 6 exons. NCBI's taxonomy places the organism in Eukaryota, Metazoa, Chordata, Actinopteri, Salmoniformes, Salmonidae. Gene Ontology annotation, biological process: signal transduction.
CCACUCCGGUCCUGUCACAUCCGGUUUCAUCCCCACGGCUAGCUCCUUCCCGCAUUGUCGUGAUUUAGCUCGUGCACCCCUCUGCUUGUUUUGCGGAGCCAACUUUUGACUAAAGGCUGUUGGAGUUGUGAUUUGAGAAAGCUUUAUGUUUUUUCUAUCCAUGUUUCGCAUGCGAGGUGGCUGACAGAAGGAGGGCAUAGGGAAGAGGCGCUUCAGCACAACGCACUGAGAUGCAUUGAACAUCAUGCAGUGACGGCACCUCACCAGAUUUAUUAUUUACCUUUAUUUUAGUGCUCAGCUCUGCAACGAAGAUUGCAAGACGACACGUAUAAGAGGAAGAAGACCUUAGUGGAAAAGACAAUCUGCAUGUGAAAGUACUGGAUCUGGUGCUAUCGGAGGCAAGAGAUGCAGCCUACAAGCAAGCUUCUGAGUCUCACCCUCCUCGUCUUGAUGGGCACUGAACUCACCCAAGUGCUGCCAGCCAACCCUGAGGAGUCAUGGCAGGUGUACAGCUCAGCCCAGGACACAGAGGGCCGCUGUGUCUGCACCGUGGUGGCGCCUCAACAGACCAUGUGCUCGCGGGACGCCAGGACCAAACAGCUCCGGCAGCUGCUAGAAAAAGUCCAGAAUAUGACCCAGUCUAUCCAGGUGCUGGACCAACGGACCCAGAGAGACCUGCAAUACGUGGAGAGAAUGGAGGUCCAGCUGAAAGGUCUGGAGACCAAGUUUAAACAGGUGGAGGAGAACCACAAGCAGAACAUUGCCAGGCAAUAUAAGGCAAUAAAAGCGAAAAUGGAGGAACUUAGACCAUUGAUACCAGUGUUGGAGGAGUACAAAGCUGAUGCAAAAUUGGUAUUGAAGUUUAAAGAGGAAAUCCAGAAUCUGACGUCUGUGCUAAAUGAACUCCAGGAGGAGAUUGGAACCUAUGACUACGAGGAGCUGCAAAACAGAGUGUCAAAUCUUGAAGAGAGGCUUCGUGCGUGCAUGCAAAAAUUAGCAUGUGGGAAGCUGACAGGAAUCAGCGAUCCAAUCACAAUUAAGACGUCUGGAUCAAGGUUUGGAUCCUGGAUGACUGACCCCCUGGCACCUGAGGAUGACACUAGGGUGUGGUACAUGGACGGCUACCACAACAACCGAUUUGUGCGGGAGUACAUGUCCAUCUACGACUUUAUGAAUUCCGACAACUUCACGUCUCACCGCCUCCCCCACCCGUGGUCGGGCACGGGUCAGGUGGUCUACAACGGCUCCAUCUACUUCAACAAGUUCCAGAGCCACACAAUCAUCAAGUUUGACUUCAAGACCUCCGUCAUCAGCAAGUCACGUCAGCUGGACUACGCCGGCUACAACAACAUGUACCACUACUCCUGGGGAGGCCACUCGGACAUCGACCUCAUGGUGGACGAAGGCGGGCUCUGGGCCGUCUAUGCCACCAAUCAGAACGCGGGGAACAUUGUCAUCAGCAAGCUGAACCCCAACACCCUGCAGAUCGUCAAGAGCUGGACCACCAAUCACCCCAAGAGGAGCGCAGGAGAGGCCUUCAUGAUCUGUGGUACGCUGUAUGUCACCAAUGGCUACUCCGGUGGGACCAAGGUGUACUAUGCCUUCAGCACCAACUCGUCCACCUACGAGUACAUUGACAUACCGUUCCAGAAUAAGUACUCUCACAUCUCCAUGCUGGACUAUAACCCUAAAGACAGAGCGCUGUACGCGUGGAAUAAUGGUCACCAGGUGCUGUACAAUGUCACUUUGUUCCACGUCAUUCGCUCAGAGCAGGAGCAGUAGAUAGCUAGCCAUGCUGUGACCUUCUCAUUCUACGGCAGACCUAGGUUCAAAUACUAUUUGAUAACGUUCAAAUAUUUUCUGCAUUUGCUUUAGCCUGCUUGGAGUGCAAGAUGGACGGGGUUUGUAGUUUUGCAACAGUUAUAUUGGUUCCAUUGCACCAGGCAAGCUCAAUCAACCUUGGCUAGAUCAACUGAAUUUGAACACAGGUCUGGUCCACAGAUUUUUCAAAGUAGGGGAGAUAUGUAACUCAAAUCAAAAGUUUAUUGGAAAUGUACGCAGAUUUGCAGACGUAAUCGCAGGUGCAGCGAAAUAAUAAGUGCUUCUAGCUCAGGGUUUCACAAACUAGGUCCUCGGGACCCCAAGGGGUACACAUUUUGAUUUUUGUCCUAGCACUACAAAACUGAUUAGAAUAAUCAACUAAUCAUCAGAUUUGAUCAUUUGAAUCAGCUGUGUGGUGUUAGGGAAAAAAACUAAACGUGCACCUCUUGGAGUCCAGAGGACUUGAGUUUGGGAAACGCUGUGUAACGCCAACAGUGUAGUAAUACUUAGCAAUAAAAAAAUAAAUACACACAUAAUCCAGAAACAUUUAAAUACAUUAAGAAAUUAAGAAACAUUAGAACGAGCAAUGUCAGAGAUUGGAAUAUAAAUAUAUAUACAUAUAAUGGUGUCUAAAGACAGUACGGGCAGUAUAUGAUUAGAAAAAGUGUGUACAGCAGUAGUUAUAUAGGAUGAGCCAUGACUAGAAUACGGUAUAUACAUAUAAAGUGGGUUGAACAGUAUGUAAACAUUAUUAAAGUGACCAGUGUUCAAUGACUGUAUGUACAUAGGGGCUGUAGUCUCUAAGGUGCAGGGUAGAGUACUGUGGAAGUAGAGACGUAUCCUGUAUGUUACUCAGUAACAAGAUAUAAAGUACAUCAUGAUAUAUAUAAUGUGUAGAAGGUAUAGAAACAGAUUGUAAGAACAGGUACCGAAAAGGUAAUGCCUUUUUUUUUAUUUAGAUGACUUAGAAUGAUUGUGUUUUUAUGGAAUUACCCACUCUUGACUUCUUUCAUCACAGAGAAAUAGUGCAGCCAACUGUAUCGUAGUAUAGAAUUGAAUUACUCUAGAAGCUGAAGGGAUAUGAAAUCCUGAGCCUUGUUUAUCGACCUAUAUUAAACCAAACUGUGGGACACAACACACAAUCAUGACCACUUUCCCCAGGUGGGUGCUACUCAUUGGUGGUGGCUGUGGUCACGUUCCCCCCCCCCCCCCCCUUUACAUUCUGAAGUGCGCUAAACAUCUGGAAAAGCUCUAUGUAACAAUACAUGUAUGUACUAGAGUGAAUUAAUUCAGUAAUUAUAAUUACUGGAUCAGAGAGUAAAGAUUGUCAAAUGUAGCAGCCAUUCCCAUGGAACUCGAUUCCUGCAUUUUUAAAGGUGGAGACGACUGUAGUGAUCAUCGUAACGCAGAGCCAUGUUUCUUAUUUAUAUCAAUAUUAACCCGUAUUGGUAUCCCCAUGUGUUGGUAGCAAAAUAUCUAUUUGGGACAGGUGUAAUGACACCUCAUAACACACCUCAAAGUAUUCUGUCUUUCCUGUGCAAUACGUCCUCUCAGGAACCAAUACAACACAACCACUAAUUUGCAUGGGAUCACCUGUACGUACAUUGUAGGGUCUGAGUAUGAUUGAUAAAUGAGGCCCAAUGGAGCAGUGUAAAGAAUCUAGUCAAUGACAAUACCGUAUAUCUGGGAACACCGACUACAGACAGUUAAGGCAAAGACUGUUGGAAGCAUCCUGUUUCGUUAAUGUUUCUUUGUGAUGUGUAUUUUCUCUUUUCUAUCUUCUUUUUGCAUGGGCAUUUUUACCAACCGAAAUGGUUCCCUUCUCUGGAUGUAUUUUGCAAUAUUAUGACGCUGUUGUACAGGAGACUAGUUUAGCAUUGCUAGGAGGCAGGCUUUUUACUUUCUUAUUGUCAUUGGGGUUGAUAUACAGUAUGUUAUUAUUGUUGGUAUUGAUAUUUGCUGUGAUAGCCUGUCUUUGUAGAUUGUAUUGUAUCGAAAGAAUUUGACCAGCUCGUAUAUUUGUCAGGCAAAAAAAAAACGACACUGUAACGAUCACGAGAAUGUGCAAACAAUGUAUCUAUGAGUCAGUGAAGUAUCCAUUGGCAAUUUCUUUUUAUUUGACAUCACAAAUCUACUGUCUGUUUCUUAGAGUGAUAAAUUGUGACAUCUUGUUCUGUUGAGCUUGCAUGUGUAUCUGCAAUAACAUUCAUAUUAAUAAACAUGAGCUUUGUUCUACAAUUGA